Molecule: messenger RNA, 294 nt
Organism: Parnassius apollo (apollo)
Lineage: Eukaryota; Metazoa; Arthropoda; Insecta; Lepidoptera; Papilionidae
Source: the annotation of a GenBank genome assembly
AUGAGGAGUACAUUGAAAGAGGCGAUUGUGGAAACGCGCAGUACGCCUCUCGAAAAUCGACCGCGACUUCCCCGCAAAGCCCUAAGCAAGCGGAAUCGGGCUGUCGUGGGGGCUCUGAACCCAAUGCUGGUGACCUAUUUGGAAGCCAGCUGGGACCUUUGCGAGACGGACUCAAUUCUUUUUGGCGCCGCGCUGGCAGUCUGCCGUACUAUAGCCAAAGUAGCGCUAUCCCAACAUGGAGAAGAAGAAUUGAGGAACGUAUCGCAAAGACUAGAGCUCUCAUCGGCAGACUGA